Messenger RNA from Drosophila guanche, 1389 nucleotides. RefSeq names its product aquaporin AQPcic (gene Prip). Bases 242 to 1048 code for a protein of 268 amino acids. Lineage: Eukaryota; Metazoa; Arthropoda; Insecta; Diptera; Drosophilidae. Gene Ontology annotation, molecular function: water channel activity. Gene Ontology annotation, biological process: transmembrane transport. Gene Ontology annotation, cellular component: plasma membrane. The record is from RefSeq and is a predicted model, not a curated record. The transcript has 5 exons.
UGGCGCGCAUUCAUUUUCGUCGAGUCCAAGUGCGCGGAUCGCCUCCAAGCGAACCGAUUCCUUUUCCCAAAUUGAAAGUAACUUGCAUUUUGUUUUCAUCGUCCAGUCAGUGUCAGCGUCUGUGAGUGACCUUUUGCUGUGGAGUGUCGAAGUGAAGCUGUUAGCGAGUGCAAAGGUGCCAAGUGCCAAACAAAAACAAAAACAAGCUCGUCAUUCCAAGUUGGAACGUUGCGUGCAGAAGAUGGGAAAAUUCGAGUACUCGCUGGGCCUCAAUGAGCUCAAGUCAAAGGAGCUGCGUCUGUGGCAGGCCCUCAUUGGCGAGUUCCUGGGCACACUCAUACUGAAUUUGUUUGCAUGCGGCGCCUGCACACAGGUGGAGGAUGGCACCUUCAAGGCGCUGGCCUUUGGCCUGGCCAUCUUUGUGGCCAUUACGAUUGUGGGUCACCUGAGUGGUGGACAUGUGAAUCCUGCCGUAACUGUGGGCAUGCUCGUCGCCGGACGCAUCAGUUUUCUGCGUGCCCUGUUCUACAUUGUCUUCCAGUGUCUGGGCGCCAUUGCGGGCACAGCAGCUGUGCGGACCCUCAUCGACAGGGACUACUACAAUGGCCUGGGGCACACGAGUCUCGCGGAGAACAUCACCGAGCUGCAGGGCCUGGGCAUUGAGUUCUUCCUGGGACUGCUGCUGGUGCUCACCGUGUUCGGGGCCUGCGAUCCCCACAAGCCCGACUCCCGCUACACGGCGCCGCUGGCCAUUGGCAUGGCCGUGACCUUGGGCCACUUGGGCACCAUUCGCUAUACGGGCGCCAGCAUGAAUCCGGCACGCACCGUGGGCACAGCCUUUGCCACCGACAACUGGAGUGCCCACUGGGUGUACUGGGCUGGACCAGUGCUGGGGGGCGUGGCCGCGGCGCUGCUCUACACACAGGUGCUGGAGGCAAAGCCCCCACCGAAGACGGCAGAGGCGGCCGAUAAGUAUCGCACGCAUGCCGAUGAACGUGAGGUGAGAGUCAGAUUGAAAGGCGCCCGGAGCGAAGAAUACUUCUAUUGACACACACACACACACACACACACACACACCCACUCAUAUACACAUUUUGCGCAAGCUGGAGGGUACACGGGAUUAUGCUUAAGGACACACGCACAAAGGAUCUUAAGCGCCGGCAGUGUAUGCCGCCAGAGCCAAGGAGGAGGGUCCAAUUACUCAUUCAAUUUCAAUGUCUACUCUCAUGUAUUUCCGUGUUCCCGUGCCUGUCUAUUUAUGUAUUUAUUUAUGCAAAAUGUUCAUUUUUUAUGUAACUAAUACUCGUAAGCAGUGCUGCAACAUCAGCCACAAGAGCAGUAAAUGUUCGCAAUAAAAUGGAAACAAUUAUUGGAAUUUAUCCAACCAAA